AUGCCAAACGACGACAUCCUUACAGACGACUAUGUCGCCGGUCUUCUGGCCAAAGAGGCCAGCGACUGCUCGAUAAAGUACUCUGCAAUGGGAAUGGAAGCUUUCAACGCAAAUACCAAGCCGUCCAACGUACCGAAGCCGAAUACGAGGUUUCUGAGAAACAUCAUCAGGGAUACGGACUCGCACAACAAGGCGCUGCUGGCCAAGGAGGCCGCCGAGUCCAAGGCGAGGCUCAGGGAUUUGGAGCGCGCCGAGGAAGCCAAGCGACGGAGAACGAACCCAACGGCCGGAGAUGUACGGAGACGGCAGCUGGGGAAUAUUCAGUCAAUUCUGGGCGGACCAAAGCACAAACGAGAUGACAACGCGAGGUCGGCCGACGACGAAAAAUCGAGGAGCAAGAGCGACAGCGACCGCCAUUCGCGCCGGGCGUCGCGUCGAGAUAGGGAUGCGGGCACUGAUCGUCACAAGUCGAGGAAAGAUUACGGUCGAUUGUCGCGAAGCCCUGAGGGAGACGAGCGAAGGAGUCACCGCGAAGAUCAGCCACGGAGCUCACGGAGGAAACAUCGCGAUGGCUCCUCUGAGGAUAGACAUCGACAUGGCCGCGACCGCGAUCGCCACCGAGAUCGGUCUAGGUCGCCUCGCCGUCGACGUCGUUCUCGUUCACCUCAAACCAAGAGGAGCAAACAUCGCAGUCGCUCUCCUUUGGCUGCGGAGAAGCCAGCUUCGAGAAAUUCGCAUCUCAAAAACGACGACGAUGAGUCAGACCCCCUAGACGAAUUUAUCGGGCCUGCUCCGCCUCCAAAGUACCGCGGCCGGGGGACAGUUGCCGGCACGGCGAGCUUAGAUCGGCGAUUUUCUGAUUCGUACGAUCCCAGCACAGAUGUCCUCCCCGAUAAAGAGGAGAACAACUGGGACGACGCAGUGGAGGCGUUUAGGGAUCGCCAGAAGCUGCGUCAAGUGCAGGACGAGCGGAUGAAGGCCGCCGGGUUCGCAGACCACCAGAUUCAGCGGAUCAACAACACUCAACGAGAAAAAACCGAGGAGAACGUGGUAUGGUCCAAGGCUGGCGAGGAGAGGGCAUGGGAUCGUGGGAAGAGGGAGGAUAGCGAUGGUGAUAUCGUCUUGCACGGCAUCCUAUCGGAGGAGUCGUGA
Trichoderma aggressivum f. europaeum is the source of this 1152-nucleotide messenger RNA. RefSeq lists its product as uncharacterized. Lineage: Eukaryota; Fungi; Ascomycota; Sordariomycetes; Hypocreales; Hypocreaceae. The coding region runs from base 1 to 1152 and encodes 383 amino acids. The record is from RefSeq and is a predicted model, not a curated record. The transcript is spliced from 2 exons.